AAAAGAAAAAGCAUACGGCGAAGAAAAACAAGAAGUUCUUUCCGUCACUUUAGUUUCGAUAAAGUAGACACAUUUUGUCAAAGCUAAUUCACCAAGAUGGUCCAGCGAUUGACCCUGCGACGACGCCUGUCGUACAACACCAAGUCCAACAAGCGACGUGUUGUCCGCACGCCCGGCGGCCGGCUGGUCUACCUGUACGUGAAGAAGCAGCGCACCGUGCCGAAAUGUGGCCAGUGCAAGGAGAAGCUGAGCGGCAUUAAGCCGUCCCGCCCGAGCGAGCGUCCGCGCAUGUGCCGCCGCCUCAAGACGGUGACGCGCACCUUCGGCGGAGUCCUGUGCCACCGCUGUCUGCGCGAGCGCAUCAUCCGCGCCUUCCUGAUCGACGAGCAGAAGGUCGUCAAGGUGCUGAAGGCCCAGCAGCUCGGCAAGCCCGUCAGCAAGCCGCCGAAGAUCCCGAAGGCACCGGCCAAGGCCGAGGCCGCCGCCGCCAAGAGCAAGUAAACGCGCCGGGAUUGGGGGAAGCUGAUGUUUAAUUUAUAAGAACACUCCAAACUGCUACAAAACAAAAUCAAUAAACUGGAAGUUUAAAAGCUGGA
Molecule: messenger RNA, 596 nt
Organism: Culex pipiens pallens (northern house mosquito)
Lineage: Eukaryota; Metazoa; Arthropoda; Insecta; Diptera; Culicidae
Product: 60S ribosomal protein L34
Exons: 3
Coding region: 97-501 (134 amino acids)
Biological process (GO): translation
Cellular component (GO): ribosome
Molecular function (GO): structural constituent of ribosome
Source: RefSeq, a predicted model, not a curated record